Molecule: messenger RNA, 2828 nt
Organism: Tribolium castaneum (red flour beetle)
Lineage: Eukaryota; Metazoa; Arthropoda; Insecta; Coleoptera; Tenebrionidae
Gene: Mcm2
Product: Minichromosome maintenance 2
Exons: 9
Coding region: 127-2757 (876 amino acids)
Biological process (GO): DNA replication; double-strand break repair via break-induced replication; mitotic DNA replication initiation
Cellular component (GO): nucleus; MCM complex
Molecular function (GO): single-stranded DNA binding; single-stranded DNA helicase activity; 3'-5' DNA helicase activity
Source: RefSeq, a predicted model, not a curated record
UUAGGUUAUGUUUGGUAAAAAAACGGAAGUUACUAGAAAAAAAUGAGGUUAGAUAGGCACCACUUUUGGCGCCAAAUCCUCUACAGUUGUUUGUGUGUGUGAGUGUGCAGUUAACGCUUGUUAAAAAUGUCUCAGAGGCCUGAAGAUGAGUCUCCACAGCCCACCCCCCAGUCCAACGUGUCUUCGCCGCCCCGCGAGUUGGAGCCGUUUGAGGACGAGGGGGUCUUGUUUGGGGACGGGAGCCCCAUGGAGGAGGAGGAAGGGGAGGAGUUGUUUGGGGACAAUAUGGAAAACGAUUACCGCCCCAUGCCGCACCUGGACCGCUACGACGAGCGCAACCUCGACGACGAAGAGUACGAGAUGAUGUCGAUCGGCGACCGCAUGGCGGCGGAGGAGGCGCUCCGGCGCCGCGACCGCGAGAUGGGGAUCAUCCGUCGCGACGACCGCGAAUUGUUUUACGACGAAAGCGACGACGAAGCCGACCCCAGGAGGAAGCGCCGCCUGGCCGAAAAGGCCGCCGCUGGGGAGACGGAAGACGCGGAAAUGAUCGAAUCGAUUGAAAACUUGGAGGACACCAAGGGGCACACCAUCAAAGAGUGGGUGUGCAUGAUAGGGCCCCGCACUGAGAUCGCCAACAGGUUUAAAAACUUCCUGAGGACUUAUAGCAAUAACCGGGGCCAGUUUGUGUUCCAGGAAAAAAUUAGGCGCAUGUGCGAGAGCAAUAAGUCGAGUUUUACCGUCGAAUUUCCAUUUUUGGCCAAUAAGGAGCACGUGCUGGCCUAUUUCCUGCCAGAGGCUCCCUUCCAAAUGUUGGAAAUUUUUGACGAAGUCGCAAAGCAAAUCGUGCUUUCAAAAUAUCCAAGUUACGAAAGGGUGACGAGUGAGAUUCAUGUCAGGAUUUCGGAGUUGCCGCUAAUUGAGGAGCUUAGGACUUUCAGGAAACUUCACGUCAACCAACUGGUUCGUACAAUCGGUGUGGUGACUGCAACCACCGGGGUUUUACCCCAACUUUCCGUCGUUAAAUUCGAUUGUAACAAAUGUGGCUUCGUUUUGGGCCCUUUUGUGCAAAACCAGCACAGUGAGGUCCAACCUGGGGUUUGUCCCGAGUGUCAAAGCACCGGCCCUUUCAUGAUCAACAUGGAACAAACACUUUACCGCAACUACCAAAAAAUCACGCUCCAAGAGUGCCCGGGGCACAUCCCCGCCGGGCGCGUGCCCCGCUCCAAAGACUGCAUCCUCCUGGCCGACCUGUGCGACCUCUGCAAGCCCGGAGACGAAGUCGACGUCACCGGAAUUUACUCAAACAACUACGACGGCGCCUUAAACAUCGACAACGGCUUUCCGGUCUUUUCCACCGUGAUUUUCGCCAACCACCUGGUGGUCAAAGACUGCAAACAGAUCGUCCAGUCGCUGACGGACGACGACGUCAACGCAAUUCGCAAAAUGAGCAAAGAUCACCGAAUCGCCGACCGGAUUAUUGCCUCAAUUGCGCCCUCGAUUUACGGACACGAUUACAUCAAGCGGGCGCUGGCGCUGGCCCUGUUCGGGGGAGAGCCCAAAAAUCCGGGCCAGAAGCACAAAAUCAGAGGCGAUAUUAAUGUCCUGAUUUGUGGGGAUCCCGGAACGGCGAAAUCACAGUUUUUGAAAUAUGUGGAGAAAAUUGCACCAAGGGCUGUUUUUGCCACGGGGCAGGGGGCUAGUGCCGUGGGGCUGACGGCGUAUGUGAGGCGCAAUCCCGCCACCAGGGAGUGGACCCUGGAGGCGGGGGCGCUGGUGCUCGCCGAUCAGGGGGUUUGUCUCAUCGAUGAGUUUGACAAGAUGAACGACCAAGACCGGACCUCAAUCCACGAAGCAAUGGAACAACAAUCAAUUUCCAUCUCAAAAGCCGGCAUUGUAACAAGUCUCCAGGCCCGCUGUUCGGUCAUAGCGGCUGCGAAUCCAAUCGGAGGCCGUUAUGACGCUAGUAUGACUUUUGCCGAAAAUGUGAACCUUUCCGACCCGAUUUUAUCCCGUUUUGACAUAAUGUGCGUGGUGAGAGACGAAAUUGACCCAAUCCAAGACCAACACUUGGCGAAAUUCGUCGUCAACUCGCACAUACGUCACCACCCGUCCAAAAAGGGCCAAACUUUGGAAAUUGAGGACAGUGACAACGACCUAACCAUCCCGCAGGAAAUGCUACGCAAAUACUUGGUCUAUGCACGCGAAAAUGUCCAUCCGAAGCUGCAAAACAUGGACCAGGACAAAAUCGCCAAUAUUUACAGCCAACUGCGACAGGAGUCGUUGGCCACUGGAAGUUUGCCGAUUACGGUGCGCCAUAUUGAGAGCAUAAUUCGCAUGGCGGAGGCGCAUGCGCGCAUGCAUUUGCGCGAAUACGUCCAAGAGGACGAUGUGAACAUUGCCAUUCGUAUGAUGUUGGAAAGUUUCGUCGAGACGCAGAAAUACAGUGUGAUGAAGUCGAUGAGACAGAUUUUCCAGCGAUAUCUUGUCUUUAAGAAGGAUCACAGCGAGUUGUUGUUUUAUAUUUUGAGACAGUUGGCGCAGGAUCAGUUGACAUUUUUGCGAGGGACGGAUGAAUCGCAUGCUCUUGUUAUUGAAAUUGAUGAAAAGGAUUUGAAAGAUAAGGCCAAACAACUCGAUAUUCAUGACUUGAAGCCGUUUUACCAAAGUCGCAUUUUUGAAAAUAAUAACUUCGUUUAUGAUGCUUCAAGGAAGGUUAUUAUUCAUACAGUGCCAGAAGCUGUGACCAUGGAGGAUUAAUUUCUUUUUUUAUAUGAAUGUACCGUUUUUACAUGUAAAAAGCUUUACUUUUAAUACACUUUUUUUACAUA